This is a messenger RNA of Scophthalmus maximus (turbot), 1633 nucleotides long. It is a transcript of the gene nthl1, whose product is annotated as nth-like DNA glycosylase 1. The coding region runs from base 75 to 1433 and encodes 452 amino acids. Gene Ontology annotation, biological process: nucleotide-excision repair; base-excision repair; base-excision repair, AP site formation. The record is from RefSeq and is a predicted model, not a curated record. Gene Ontology annotation, molecular function: DNA binding; oxidized pyrimidine nucleobase lesion DNA N-glycosylase activity; 4 iron, 4 sulfur cluster binding. Lineage: Eukaryota; Metazoa; Chordata; Actinopteri; Pleuronectiformes; Scophthalmidae. The transcript has 7 exons. Gene Ontology annotation, cellular component: nucleus.
UCCUCUCCUCCUCCUCCUCUCACCUUCCUCAAGUCGAGUCGCCCACGGUUUCAUUCAGUCACAGCUUCGUCCGCAUGCAGCCGACCGAGCCGCCUGCGUCGGUGCAUUCAGAAAAGACUCUGCGUGCAGCCGGAGGCUGGUGUGCUGGCCCCGAGCUCAGUCCUCCACUCCUCGACCGGAUGUCCGAGUGGCGCCGUGACAGCGGCACUUCCGACAAAAACACGUUUGUCGCGCUCACUGAUGGGAAAUGUAGUUCUGAGUCUGUUGUCACUCGGAGCGGACACCGAACUGGCGGCCGCAGAGCCGCGGCCUCUCUCAGUUCGGAGCUCGCCCACCGGCGGAGGAACGUGGACCCGGUCUCCUCUGUGGCGGUGAAGGUGGAGGCGGAGGAGGCGAGGAUCUCCGAGCGCAGAAGACCCUCGUCGGCCCCCUUACCAGCGGCCGGGUGCCAUGAACUCCUCCAAGAGGCCAGCGUGCAGCCGAAAACGGAAACAGACACUCUGCCGCUAACUUCACACAGCCGCAGGAGGAGGCAGCUCAAGGUGGAAUAUGACAUGGAUGAAGGUGUAUCGCCGGUGAAGACAGAACGCUGGGAACCUCCCGACUGGAAGAAACAAUUAAGAUUCAUUCGUGAGAUGCGGAGCGGCCGAGAUGCACCUGUAGAUAACAUGGGAGCAGAGAAAUGCUACGACACAGACGCCCCUGAACAUGUGAGACGGUUCCAGGUGUUGGUGUCACUCAUGCUGUCCAGUCAGACCAAGGACCAGGUGACGGCAGCAGCAAUGCAAAAGCUCCGGGCCCACGGCUGCACUGUGGAAAAUAUACUCAGCACUGAUGAUGAAACACUGGGAAAACUCAUCUACCCUGUCGGCUUCUGGAGGAGUAAAGUGAAGUAUGUGAAGCUGACAUCAGCCAUGCUGCAGAAAGAGUUUGGAGGGGACAUCCCAGACACCGUGGAGGGGCUGGUCCGCCUGCCGGGAGUUGGACCAAAGAUGGCUCACCUGGCUAUGGACAUCGCCUGGGACCAGGUGUCUGGAAUAGGCGUGGAUACACACGUGCAUCGUAUCUCCAAUAGGCUGGGCUGGCUCAGGAAGCUGACUAAGAACCCGGAGGAAACACGCAAGGCCCUGGAGGAGUGGUUGCCCAGGGAGUUGUGGAGUGAGAUUAACUGGCUGCUGGUGGGUUUCGGACAGCAGGUUUGUCUUCCCGUCAAGCCUCUCUGCUCGGUCUGUCUGAACCAGCACAGCUGUCCGUCUGCCCACAAGAGCUCCCCCACAAAGAGGCCUAAAGCUGGGUCCCCACGCUCUCCGAGCCCAGUGUCUUCCUUUAAAGCGAAAACCGAACCUGGACAGGAAUGUGCCGUUAAAGAUGAAAGGACAAAGGAGUCAGUGUCCGCGCAGAGAAGGAGGUUCAAAACCAAGAUAAACUAUUGACUCAUCACUUGAGUUUUUGUCCAAGCUGUGACCAGAUGUUGGACACAAAGACACACGCUCACUGAAAACAUCUAUAUAAGCUCAACAUUGUGAAUACAGUUCAUUUACAUUUCACACUAUAUUAAAUAUUUUUUGUACUCUUAUUGAUUAGGGAGUGUGGUUUUUUUUACCAAAUAAAAAAUGAAUGUACUAAAACUGGA